Macrobrachium nipponense is the source of this 2125-nucleotide messenger RNA. RefSeq lists its product as uncharacterized. The record is from RefSeq and is a predicted model, not a curated record. The transcript is spliced from 2 exons. The coding region runs from base 799 to 1728 and encodes 309 amino acids. NCBI's taxonomy places the organism in Eukaryota, Metazoa, Arthropoda, Malacostraca, Decapoda, Palaemonidae.
GGUGAAUUUGACCGGAAAUUAGAAUAAAUAUGGAAAAAAUAAAUAAAAUGAAGCAUUGAGAUAUUUUUUUCUGUAAAACAAUAAAGAGUCUUGCUUAACCUCGUAGUUAGGCUAGUUUCCAUUCGUUACUUGAGUAUUUUGUGCAUUGAAAACAACAUUUCUAAGGGAGUUUCAUGGGAAAAUGGUAAUGCCUCUAAUUUAAAUGAUGUUUUGCCCAGAGUUACUCGAACGUGGUUCACGCCAAGCGCACUCUUCUUCAUUAAUGGAGAUAAACAUUGACAUACAAGGUGGAGUUUAAAGGCAUAAAAGAAACGUUUCGGAAUUAAUUCAUAUUCUUCGGUAAAAUGAGAUAUUUCCCAUACAGGAUAAUUGCCCCCCAAAAGCGUCAUCUGGAAUUCAGCGGGGAAACAAAUGAAUAAAUAAAAAUUACUUGACAACUGUCGCAUCCAAAUGUAGAUAGUUCGGCGAUUGCGCGUAGGAGGUAGUCAAUACAGAAACGCCCCAUGGCCAGUUAGGAAAUUUUUUUCGCGAAAUUUGAUGCUCCCUUAGAUUUUCAUGUAAAUAUAGUAUUUAAUCGAUUAACGUUCGUGGAAAUUUGUUAAAAAUGUCCGUUGAGACUGCUGCUAUUAGAGUGAAAUCAGCGAUUUCGCCAUUUAAUCCUAGUUUCAGCGAAACCAUAGGAAAGACGUAACCCUGCCGGACGUACGAUAUUACUUCCCUCCAUCGCAUAACUAGUAGGCAUCAUCUAGCGAGACGGCAAUUGUGAAUUUUUUGGUUUCCGCCCGAAAUUGAAAGAUAAUGUGGAACCACUGGAAUGGUUUGGAACACAUUCUUAUAGAGAUGAUACACGAACGAGAAUGCCUUUGGAAACCAGACGACCCGGGCUACUACAACCGAUCGCUGAAGGAGAGAAACAUCAUCGAAAUAGCGGAGUUCCUUCAGCUGCCCCCGUACGAAAUCAAGAAGAAAUGGCAUUCGAUGCGAGUGUAUUUCGUGAAAGAAUGGAAGAAAGUCGAGGAGUCCAGGAGAAACGCCACGUCGCUGGACGAGAUAUACAAGCCCAAGUUCAAGUGGUUUUCGAAUAUGAUGUUCAUUAAGGAUGUCAAGGCCUCUUUUUUUCGGGAAGAUGGGAAUUAUGGGGAAGACGAACUGAAGCCAUCUUCGAGCAGUUCGGGAUCUUCGGAGAACAGGAUAAACGUCGUUGAUAUAAAGGAAGAAGAAAACGACUACCACAGCGACCACUUCGACCAACGCCUCCUGCCGGAGGUAGACGAAGCCAACACCGGCGGAGAAAUCACUUACCUGCAGGACCUCAGGGAGAGGAGAAAACGCCGUUUCGAGCACAAGAGCACCGAGGUUGACGCCAAGGAGCUGACACCGAGCACCAGCAGCGACAACAACAGCGGCGUCGGGGAAGGACCGCGAGGUCCUGCCGCUACUGCAGCUGCUGCUGCUGCGGGCAACGCCAGCUGCCCCGAGGGCAAUAUCCAGGAAAGAAUCAGACCGCCCGAAUCCUGUCGCAACGGCGGCUCAUCAUCGUCUUCCUCCCCAGCCAUGUCUACCAUCUUCUACCUGCAGAAACACGACACUUUCGGCCUGAGCGUUUCGGAGCAGCUGAGGGCCAUGUCACAGACGCAGGUCACCGUUGCGAAGUUGCGCAUCCAGCAGGUGCUCUUCGAGGUGUCGACGCUGAGGGAGUCGACGGAAUCGACCUACGAUGCUGGCUAGAGUGGAUUCUGAGCCGACGGUUUUCUACGGGCCAAUGAUUGCCAUAUCGAUCUACGUGGGUUAUGGGUUUUUAUAACUGCAGUGAGCGAAUGCCCUUAUGGUUAGCGUGGAUCCUGAGCGUUUGCUCUCACUGUUGUCGAACGCCUUUUUCCGUUGGAGUGGAGUUUGUUUAUAACCUCAGUGGAUGUUUGUCCGUUUGGUUAGCGCGGAUUCUGUGUUUACUUUAACAAAUGGUUAGAUGCUCAGGUGGUAAGAUUGGAGUGUUUAAACCAAACAAAAACUUCUUUCAGUUUUCUUCUGAAGAUUGAAAAAGAAACCCACAAAUUCAAUUUGUAACUUGUUUACUUCUAAGUAUUUACAUUUAGUUUUACUCCACACUCGAGUACUUUCAGGCCCU